Molecule: messenger RNA, 3395 nt
Organism: Moneuplotes crassus
Lineage: Eukaryota; Ciliophora; Spirotrichea; Euplotida; Euplotidae
Source: the annotation of a GenBank genome assembly
CUUAGUAUUAGGAAAAAUAAUAAAUUAUGGAGUGAAACAAAUGAGGUCAAGACUCAGCUACCUUACGCUGAGAAAUGUGUGACCCACAGCAAUACCUAUGCCAAAAAUGUGACCAAGAAGAGCACAGAAUCCUCACAUCUGAAGAGAAGACAGCUCUUAAACUUGAGCCAGACCUACUUAAAGAGAAUCAUGAAAGAAUAUAUGUCUGUGAAGAAUGUGAAGAAGAACUUUCGCAAAUGCAAUGUAGUGAAUGUGAACAGUUCUUAUGUGAGGUCUGAGACAAGAAGAUUCAUAAUAAAGGUGCAAGAAAAUAAGCACAAAAGGAUCCCUAAGAACAAACUAGAACCUUUCUUUUUCAUGGAUCGCAAUGAUGAUGAAUAUGAAGAUUGUGUUCCUUCGUUGAUACAACAAUCCCUAAAUAGUAUUAUGGACGAUCGUGAUAACAUUUCCAGCGACCAGGAACUUGAGCUUAAUUAUCUUGACAGUAGCGGAGAGCACUAUAAAAUAGACACUAAUUAUUCUAUGGGCUAUACAAACACAUCUUUACCACAAGCCCUUUCUACCAAAAGCUCGGGAGGUUUGAGUUCUGUAAAUACGAAUAAUUCUUUCCUUCCAAUUGACAAGAAGAACUAUCUAACGCAGCCACUGGCAUUGAAGUCAUCUAGAAGUGUCAACUGAAAGGAUGAUUUUGAUGCUAGAGCUAGAGGUGAGAGAGGAACAAGGAAUAAAAUUGAUAACUCUUUGAACCCGAAUAAAUCUUUCACUUCUGGAGGUCAAAGCUACUACUCAUUGUUUAACACUAAUACUAUCACCUUCCAUAACGGCAAUAUUGACACUAGCUUGUACAUGGUCAAGAACAAACAGGUAAAAAUUCCCCUCUACCAGCCAUUUGUGAAGGUAGACAGGAAGCUACCAAGCAAGAUUGAGACAAAAAUUCUUGAAGUGCAGAAGAUUCUACGGGCUUCUGCAGAAGAAGGAAUUCUAAUGAUCGAAAAUAAAGAGUUGCUCAAGAAACUUAAUAACAACUCACAACUCAUAAAGAGCUGUGAGGAUUAUGGAGUUAUUCACACAACCUAUCGCCAGUUUAGCACCAAGAAGCAGAUCUUUCAUAGCUUAAACCUUGACCUAAUUUCUCAUGAAAGUAUUCUCUGGUGUCUCAGAAGUCUCAAGAGAGACGAGAUGACACCUAAUGAGAAAGCAAUCCAAAGUCGAAUCAAAGAAGCCUUUUGUUAUAAAGUUACAACUUGGCUUUGGGAGCAAAUAAUGGCAAGCAUUUUACUAAAAUCUCACCCUGAUACCCGUAAAAAUCAAGUGAAUAAACUAAAUUCAAAUAAUGAAGAUCUGAGUUCACAGAAAGAAGAUUCUGAGCUAAAUGAUAGUGACUUUCCAGCACUAGAGACAGAAUCAGGACUCCUCUCAAGCGCUCCUGAGGUAAACAAAGCUUCGAGAAAUAAGCCCAGAAUUAAGGUUGGAGGCACUGAAAGAAGAUCUCAUUACACAAAGAAGUUCAUCAACACUAAGAAUGGAAAGAAAUUAUACUACCAAUUCACUGAUUGAGCCAGAGAGGAUAUAUUGUUUGAGAUCGAAGAAGAUUUCAGCACAACAGAUAGCAACGUCUCGAACAACCAGCAAUCUUCAUACAUUAUCUAUCCUGCUGGCGAGACCUGGUAUGGAUAUGAUCAGAGUCCUAACGAGAAAGUUGAUCAAGAAACAUAUAGCAUUUUUAUUGACUUUUUGAAAGAAUAUUUCACUGACGACCUCCAAAAUUUUUGGAACAAAUAUGAUAGCGUUAUCAAAAAUGAAGGAAUUGACCAUGAAAACAAGUUGUCAAAAUCGAAGAAACACAGGAACUCAACAGAAGCUUCAAACUCUAAAAAUUCAGGCUUUAUUAGUGCUCUGAAUGAGGACAAAUACAAAGCUAUUCCUGGAGGAAGAUAUGGAUGAGCUCAAUUUGCCAAAACCUGAGGACCUCAGGAGUUAAGCAAGUGCUCUCUUGGGAGACUCUCUCAAAUGGUUCAGAAAGCAAUAAAUGAAGAGAUCAUCAAAUAUCAGAAAACUUUACUUGUCUGGAGUGAACCAUUAUGCUCAGAUAUACCUAAUAUGUUCAACAGCCAAGAAGAGAUUAACCAAAAGAAAAGAGAGAUAAAUCAUAAGCUUGAGUUAAUGAAGCAAGCAUUGAUCAGUAUUCUAGUUGCAAAUCCAGAGGGAGUCUCAUUGGCUCAACUUCCAGCUUAUAUUAAGAAGAAGUUGCAUUUCAACUACUCUCUCCCAGAAUUAGGCUUUGCAAAACUAAAAGACUUAAUCUUGUCAAUGGGAGAUGAAAUUAAGAUUGAUAACAAAAGUAAUAAUCACCCAUAUGCUGUUCUAAUCAAUCCAGAAGCUUAUCAUAAAGGCUAUCCGAGCUCUGAAGACUUUCAUGCUAUACCUAAUCAAUUCCCAGGUUAUGCAAAUUAUGGAAGACAAUCCUCUGACAUGAGCAUCCCCACCAGGAUGAUUCAUGGGAGUAAAGAUUAUGAAAUGCACAAUCAUAAGUACAAUAACAGUUAUUCAAUGACGCCGACUAAUUAUUAUCCAAUGUUUCCUAAUUUCCAGCAGCACAAUGAACUAAGGAGGAAUCAGUCUUCUUCUUCCUUCCAAUCAGCUGAUAAAUUUAACCCCAAUGCUAAUGGAAAUGAUAGUUUUUAUGUCCCUCAAGCUACGAGUUUGUAUGGGACACAGGUAAACCAGCCCCAGCUCAAUAUUAGUCACUGUAGGAACAACACUGGGUCUGAUAUUGGAUAUGAGAACAACUUUCCAAUUUUCUCUGGCAAGCUUAAGCAAAAUAAUUUAUCCCAAGAUUAUUCCCAGUAUCCAAGUUUUAACGGGAAAGUCUGGCAGCCAAUAGAAGCAAAGGAAGAGUUGAUCGAAGUAAAUUCCUCUCUGUUUUUGUCAGAAAAUUCCUCCAAUUUUGGAUUUGAUAGAUCAAGAUCUAUCUCUCCAAAACAACACGAGAGAAUUGUUUCAAAUCUGAACAAUCCUAAUUUUGGAGGGAUUGAUCAGAAAUUUGUCACUCCAAAUUCCAUUGCUGAAAGAUUCUCUGAAGAGGAAAAGACCGAGACUAAGAGGCAAGGGUCUAUAAGUUGUGAUUUUAAGGAGGUUACAAACGCAACUGAGGCUCCACAACAGGCGAAGCCUACUGUUCAGAAGCAGAUUCACCCUAAUACUGCUCAUAAUCACAGUAAACUAGUGCCUACAUCAAAGAUUUUCUUGCCUUCAAACAAAAGCAAGGCUCCUCAGAAGCAGGCUGAAACAUUUAACCAGGAGAUAAAGAGUGUUUCAAGACUAAAGGCCAAGGCUGAUCAGAAUUAGAUGGUUAAAUUCUUUAUUCCAGUGAAUUCGUAAUCUCUAAACCUUGC